This is a messenger RNA of Chaetomium strumarium, 562 nucleotides long. RefSeq lists its product as uncharacterized. Lineage: Eukaryota; Fungi; Ascomycota; Sordariomycetes; Sordariales; Chaetomiaceae. The transcript is spliced from 3 exons. The coding region runs from base 146 to 562 and encodes 138 amino acids. The record is from RefSeq and is a predicted model, not a curated record.
GCGUUACGCAUCCGCCACAUCCGCUAUCACCAGGAAGUGCAUAUAAGCCGCUGUCUCGACGAUCCCUUCCACACGUCCUCUCUCACAUCUCAACCCUCAAACCGAAUCCGCUCCUGAUGCCAUCGAACCGUCACCCUCUCACACAAUGGCAUCCGACUUCGCAGCCGCCAAAGCCAAAUACGCCGGCCGGCCACGAGAAACGCUCAAAGUCCUGUACGACCACGAACUGCGCAACUGCCCGGGCAAAUCCAUCGUCGGGCUCGAGCUGCGGUACGCGCCGCACGGCUGGAGCCCGCCGCACCGGCACGCGGGCGCGACGGCGGUGGCCCACGUGCUGGAGGGCGUGUUCCUCAGCGGCAUGAACGGCACGCCGCCGCACGUCUACACGCCCGGCGAGACGUUCGUCGAGCUGCCGGGCUGCCACCACACCGUGUCGGACAACGCGAGCAGCACCGCGCCCAUGAGAGCGAUCGUCGUGCUCGUCGUGGACACGGCCGUGCUGCGGACCGAGAAGGGCUACGCGGCGCUGCUCGAGAUCGAUGCCGGCUGGGAGGGUGCUUGA